GGAAAUCGUUUCCCGUAUACUUCCGCGCGUAAUAAUGACGUAAUUCAACGCUGUUUGGUUGGUGGUGUGUGUGGUGUUCUGGAGGCCUACCGUGGACAUCAGAGGAUCUCAUGGACGAAGGACUAUUUUCCAGGACUUGAGGUGCGGGCGUUGUGGUUGGUCUCUAGCUCCUCCUCCACAAGGCUGUCUUGGAGUGAAGGCUGUUCAGGAGUUGUCGGAGGACCACUCUCCCAUUCCACAUCACUCUCAUCACUCUUUCCUCUGAGCUCUCUGUUAUUUAUAGGCAUUGCUAGCUAUGUUUCUAUCUACACUGUGUUUUUACAAAAAUUCAUAUGUAGAGCGAAGUACUUCGUCAGGAACUCAGCUAGGCCCUCCUGAUCGCCUUGCGAGAGCGCUAGCUCGUGUAGCGCUACCGCUACGGUCUCUGGUCGCAGUAUCAGCUGGUGAAGCCAUGUUGUUUGUCUGGAGAGUUUCCUUGGUAACCCGUAAUUGUUGGUAAACGCGCUCCGCACAUUUAUCGUUUUACGCGCACCGUGCACGAAUUCUGGGCUGGACCUCGCGUCUUUGUGAGGACGCUGUGAGCGGCAGGAGCGGCGCACGAACAUCGCUCCAGCGCGAAAAGGUAG
Messenger RNA from Geodia barretti, 626 nucleotides. The record is from the annotation of a GenBank genome assembly. NCBI's taxonomy places the organism in Eukaryota, Metazoa, Porifera, Demospongiae, Tetractinellida, Geodiidae.